AUGUUUCGAUAUGGGAGAAAUCCAGAGGAAGGCAGGUCAGGUCAUGCAUGUCUCGAUCCGGGCGAGAAACAGAGCGAUGGCCGCUUCAAAUCGGCUGGUGAGACUGAGAAGAGAGAGGCAGAGCUGCGGUUGCUCCAAAUCGAUUGUCUUGAUGUCGCCGCCGCCGCCAUGGAAUCGGAUGAGAGGCAAGCAGAGAGGGUGAGUGAGAUAGAGUGGGAUUUGGGAGAUGGGAGGGUGGUUUUUGGCUUUGCCGUUGGAAGAGAUUGGAGAGAAGGGAAGAGAUCGAAGAAAGGCGGCUACGCCUUUGAGUGUGAGCUCGAGGGAGACGAUGUAGGGUUGUGGAGUCGGGCUUUAGGGGUUUGGGAGGGUUGGUGGGCCUGUAGCUGGGCUCCGGCCUAA
Linum trigynum is the source of this 399-nucleotide messenger RNA. The record is from the annotation of a GenBank genome assembly. Lineage: Eukaryota; Viridiplantae; Streptophyta; Magnoliopsida; Malpighiales; Linaceae.